Moesziomyces antarcticus is the source of this 7524-nucleotide messenger RNA. Its product is annotated as cysteine proteinase. Gene Ontology annotation, biological process: protein deubiquitination. The record is from RefSeq and is a predicted model, not a curated record. Lineage: Eukaryota; Fungi; Basidiomycota; Ustilaginomycetes; Ustilaginales; Ustilaginaceae. Gene Ontology annotation, molecular function: cysteine-type deubiquitinase activity. Bases 1 to 7524 code for a protein of 2507 amino acids. The transcript is spliced from 6 exons.
AUGUCCUUCAGCUGGAAAGGUCUUUUGGGCGUCAAUCAGUCCUCCGCCCCGUCCUCCACCACUUCUGCACCGAGCGCUCCAGGCUCACACCAAGCCUCGGCAUCCCCAGCGAGCCAUGCCUUGCCCAUCGGAACGCCCGGCUCUUCCAUCGGCGGCAGCGUCGCGUCCCCAACUUCGGCCGGCUCAUCCGCCAUGAGCCCGCCAUCAGCGCGUGCUCCCCUCAACUCCAAUCCCUUCGCCGCAACACAGCCAGCCGUGCCGGCCGUGCCAUUGUUCGGAGGCAUGAUUCCCUCGUCCAACUCUUUCCACAGCACCAGCUACAUCCCUUCCUCCUCGGCAACCACCCAGUCUUCCGUCAUCUCUCGCAAGCCCUCCGAGAUUCCGGUCAACGCCGCCGAAGGUGGAGGCUAUCUCCUCGGAAUGGAAAACUUUGGCAACACUUGCUACGUCAACUCCAUGCUCCAAUCGCUCUACUUUUGCCGCCCCUUUCGCGACUCGGUCCUGAGUUACAACGUCGCUCACCGCGACCGCUCCGAAUCCGAUCCGGAUCACCCAAGAAGCCAUCAUGACAGUGUCAACUCAGCAGUCCCAACACCUCUCAACUCAACAUCCGAGCCCGCCGAUGGAAUUCCGCCAGCAGACACCCUCUUUGCUGCCCUUCGUGAUCUGUUCGAGGUUAUCCAGCAAUCAGGCCAUCAAAAGUCGCUCUCGUCGCCUACGAGACUCACAGCUCCCGGCUCUUUGCCACUCUCGAGCCCUAUCACACCCUCUCCCCCGUCUCUAGGCUCUGCAGACCCACCGAAUGUUGCAAGGAGGACAUCCAUCCUCGGUCGUCCCUCGACCGCAGGUGGCAUCGCUGGCAGGGGUGGAGCCGGCAACCACAUCGCAGCAAACCAAGCCGGCAGCACAGCUGCCGCCGCCGCCCAAGCGAUUCCCAUCGCGGCCAGCUCGUCCGCCGGCGCAGCUCCUCCUACUCUUUCCGUAUCUACCAGCUCAACGGGCACGCUAGCCUUGGGCUUCCCUGCAGUGGAUUCCAACGCGGUCAAGGCGUUCCUGGGCACCCUCAAACGCGAAAACGUGCUCUUCGACAGCACGAUGCACCAGGACGCGCACGAAAUGCUCAACUUUGUGCUCAACAAAGUCGGCGAAGACCUGAUCGACGCCGACAAGGCGCGAACCAAGGUAAAGAUGCAGAGCCGCAAUCCCUACCUCAACGCCAGAUCCGAGUCGGACAAGACUGUCGAUGCGCAUCGCAGAAACAACGUCAUGGAAGUGGGGCCGAGCGGAAAGACGUGCGUGCAUCGGCUCUUUGAAGGCGUUCUGACCAACGAGACCCGAUGCCUGACGUGCGAGACCAUCACUUCGCGCGACGAGUGCUUCCUCGACCUCUCGAUCGACAUCGAGCAGAACUCCUCCGUGACUUCGUGCCUGCGCCAGUUCUCCGCGUCCGAGAUGCUCCGGUCGCGAAACAAGUUCUUCUGCGACUCCUGCUCGGGACUCCAAGAGGCGGAAAAGCGCAUGAAGAUCAAGAAGCUGCCCAACUUACUUGCGCUUCACCUCAAACGCUUCAAGUACGAAGAGACCGUCCAGCGCUACGUCAAGCUGGCCUACCGCGUCGUUUUCCCGCUCGAACUGAGGCUUUUCAACACCUCGGACGACGCAGAGGACCCCGACCGCCUCUACGAGCUUUGCGCCAUCGUUGUGCAUAUCGGAGCUGGACCCCACCACGGCCACUACAUCGCCGUCGUCAAGGUUGGCGAUCGCUGGGUGCAAUUCGACGAUGAUGUGGUGACGUACAUCGACGAAGCUGAGAUCGCUAAAUACUACGGAGACCGACCCGGCCUUGGUAGUGCUUACGUGCUGUUCUAUCAGGCAGUCGACCUCGACUUUGAUGGACUCGGCCUCGUCGAUCCGGCCAUCCAAGCUUCGAUCCAGCAGAAGAUGGCCACGAACGGACGCACGAACGGCCGGGGUCGGGCCGGCUCAACGACCACGGAGCCGAUGGAUGCGCGCCAGCAUGUCCCCUCGCCCGAGAGGGCGGGCGGCGCAGCGCUGCCGAAUCGAUCGCGGCUCGACUCGGUGACAGAGGGAAGCCCCCUGGUUGCUGGAGCUGCGGGUGGCUCGGCAGGCGCCGAAGCCGGUCAAGGCGCGAAUGGCUGGUUCGGCUCGUUCCGCAACCGCGAUAAACGCGCAGGCAGCCAGUCAAAGAGGAGGCCAAAGACGACCUCGUCCGUCGACCCGCUACCGGCCGGAACGGCCGGGUUACCCGCAUCCGCAGCUUCGGCGGAUCCAACCAAGCUCGGUCUGGGCGACGUUGAGGGAACGACGCCUGACAAUGCCUCGGUCUCGACUCACUCGACGAGCGCCAACGAGGGCGCUCCUCGAGGCAUCACGACUGCAUCUGCUUCCAUCACGCCGUCGACGGAACUCACUGGAUCUGCGAUUCUGCCUGGCUCACAAGCCGCUGAUCACGAGGCCGAUGCUUCGCCUGCGCGUCACGGCCCGAUGACGACGACGCCUGCCUCUGAAGUGCUGUCAAGUCGAGGCACGACCGAGUCGCCCAGCGAGUCAAAGUACAGCCGGAUGAUCGGGAACCAGGCGGAUGCCGCCGCGAAUCGCGAGGCGAGAGAGCAUAACUUGAUGCGGGGCAUCAUGAAUCGUAGGGCUCGAGCUGCGUCGGAAGGCUUCCCAUCCCCAGGUGUACUCUCCGAGGCUGCUUGGGGCACGAAAGGCCCUUUGCCGUCGCCUGGUCAGCCUAUGCUGGGCGGUGGCUUGGUCGCGGAUCCCGAGGAGGCCACGCACGCUGGGCACGCUGCGCACACGGUGGUAACACCCUCUGCCAUUGACUCGGGACCCAGUCCUGCUUCGACGAUCCCUAUCGCUUCGCAGCAGCGGGAAGGACCGUCUGGACCUUCCUUUGCGCCGCUGGAGAGACUGCUGUCGAAAAAAGACGCCAAGACAAGGAAUGCGCGGAGGGCAUCCUCGGGCUACACUCCAAUGUCGCCCGGGACGGAAAAGAAGGAAGGGAUGCUGUCGAAUCUGUUCUCGUCGAGCUCGUCAGCCUCGUCCGCGGCUCAGUCGAAACGCAACUCGAUGCAGCAGAUGCCAGCAGGCUCGCCGUCGGAAGGCGGGGCUGCAACGGGAGAUGGGCUGCCGCCCUCGCGUAAACCCAGCAUAACGACUCGAACGAUCAGCAAGACGUUCGGAUUCGACACAGCUGCCUUCGCCACCACCACCGCUCAAGGAGCGCGACGAAGUCUUGUGCAAGCCGAGCGCUUGGUAGGCCCCGCCUCGGCCAUGCAGAUUUCGCCGAGCUGUACCACCGUUGCCGAGCGCUCGAUCGCUACCGCCCUCCUCAGCGCGUGGGCGGCUGCAGCACGCGACCACAGUGACCGACCUUCGCCACGUGUCUGCGAAGGAACGGACCAUCAAUUCCACACCCCGCUGUGGCUGGCUCGCAAAGGCUCCGCUGCGGUGCUUAGCGUCCGCACCACUAGACCUGUCAAGCCUGCAGAGGCAUGCAGUGCAGCAUCGAUGGCGCCAAGCGCCUCGACUCAACGCCAUCGCAAACCUAUGUGGCUGGCGGACCUCUUGAUCUUGUCCGAUCGCCGCCUCGGCUCGCAAAAGUUUCGCGUUCCUGAGACUGACAGCGGGCAAUGCGAGGUCUGGGGCUCUCUGUCCACCCCGCACUCUACGCACUCCGGUGAACCCUCUCUUGGCGAAUGGUAUAUAGAUGUGUCUACCACGGACACGCUUGAGCCCCCUCCGACACCUUCUUCUCCUCGAUCUCCCUGUUCGCGCAUCUUUGUUGGUAUUGUCGUCGAAGCGCCAUCUGCUGGCCUGCGAUCGGCUUUCACGAUGCGUUCCGCACCUAUCUUCCAGCCUGCGCUGGGCUCUUUCCGCUCCGUCUCUCUAGACCAAGUCUGCGGCGAUGGUCUCAACUUCGCUGCACAAUACCCCGUGGACGAGUAUGUGGCCUCGCUAGCUAAUGGCGCUGCUCGUCUGGAGCUGUGGACGAAUCUGCCAGUAUCGCAGAACAGCUCCGAGUCUACUUCGCGACCCGUCGCGUGGAACGCGUAUCCUCUCCUUCCCGUCCGGGCCGCCUUGGAUCGUGCGACGGGCUACUCGUUUGCCGCCCGCGUGCAAUGCCUCCCCGCCGCAAGCGAGGGUGUGUUCAACUUCACCUAUCGAAUCGUACAUCUGGACGGUCAGAUUGACUGGCUCGGCUCGCCCUCCACCGACGGUCGCAUUCGUCUGCCCUCCUCCGAUACUUUUCCUCCGGCCAUUCGACAGCUCGUGCUGCCUCACCGUGGCACCCGGCUCGAACUCAGCGCUUUCCAGGAGCACGACCACUCCGUCGAGCUAGCCACUCUUACACCCGGUCGCAGCGCUUCUGCGACGAGUCUCUCUUUCGACAUUGAUGCGAGCGAUGUUCAGUCGGGCCUGGUAAUCGAGCGCACCAAAUCGACAUGGUGUACAUCCAGGCGCUUUCAAUCUCUGCACGAAGUCUCUCCCGACUUUGCAGCAGGCCUGUUGGUGCUCGAGCUCAACAAGGCGGCCGCGGGCGAGGUGCUUGUCCUGAUGCCCGUCUUUGACGACACCGUGCUGCCGCCUAGAUUCGUCCGCUCUUCAAGCAGCAACAACAAGGCCACCUUUCAGAUCGAGGUCGCUUCGCCGCAUGUCCAAGUCAAGGUCGCGCUCGCGCUCGGUGCCUCUACGCAGCUGGAAAGUACCAUCAAAGCGUGUCGCUCCCACGCGGCGAGGCUGCUGAGAACCUGCGGGUAUGAGCCUCUCGGCCUGCCUUGGUCUGCUGCCAAGGCCCUCGACGUCGAAGCGCCUCUCGCAGCAAGUAUUGACGUGGUCUCUGCGGACACGAAGAUUUAUUCGGAGCCCGAGUGCGUCGACAUCUCCUUUUACUCGGAUUCGACUGCCGUCGAGGGCACGAUCACCACCCAGGGCAUGGAAGAUUCCCAACUCCUGUCCACAGACGACACGCAAAGUAUCAGCGACUCGGACGAUGCCUCGACGAUCCACGAGGACCGCACCAUUCUCGCGGACAGCCCGCCAGGCUCCGGACAGCCCAAGGCGGGUCUUGGCUUUUGCACCUGGGAGGCGAUGCAGAACCACGAACGUCGUCCGUACCUCUCGGAGGUCGUGGCUGCGCUCGAGGCUGCCGAGAAGAGGACUGGACCUGGCUUCAUCACCUCUCUGCUCAUCGAUGACGGCUGGCAGGACGUGCUGCACGCGCAAGACCAUCGAGGUCGGCUGAGCAGCUUCGAUAUGGACCCGACGAUGCUGGACGUGGGCGAUGCCGUGCAUCCUCAAGAUGGCAGCCAGCCCGUUCUGGUAUCGUACGUCGGCUACAUUCGAGACCGAUUUCCGUCGAUUCGUUCCGUGGGAUGCUGGAUGACGUUGGCGGGAUAUUGGGACGGCAUCAAUCCCGAUGGAAGCAUUGCAUCAAGUCUGAGUUCGCCGCUCAGGUCCAUGUGUAUCCAGGACCCUUAUCGCCACGCCGAUCGGAAAUGGUGGGUGCCCGCCACCGAGCUCGAUAUGCACCUGUUCUGGGACAAAGCCUUCCACUCGCUCCGCUCCAGCGGCAUCGACUAUGUCAAGAUCGAUGCCCAGGCCGAGUGGGAGUGGGCGCAAGCUCCGACCGAGCCGCUCACCAAAGGAAGCAACGCCAUCAUGCCAGGUGGCGGAAAGCUUGGCAAAGCCAUGUUCGAAGCCAUGGAGGGCGCAGCUGCACGCUACUUUGGUUCGGGCGGAGUGAUUCACUCGAUGGCCUUCACGCCCGCACUGACGAAUACCGCGAGGACGCUGCACGGCCAAGGCAUGACCAUCCGAUGCACCGAUGACUUCUUCCCCAACAUUCCCGAUGCGCACCGACAUCACCUGGCGCACAACGUGUACAACGCGCUCCUGCUUCCAGAGCACGUAUGCGAUGCAGACAUGCUGGCUCACUGCCACAUCGAGGCUGCCUCUCGGCAGGACUUCACAGGAUACCACGCUUCCUUCCGAGCCUUUACGGAUGCCAAGCUGUGGGUUUCAGACCGAGCAGAUGCGCCGACGAGCGCGUCCAUGCGCGCGCUGGCGGCUCCAGCCAAGCUGAGCUGCCAGAGCGAGCGAGUCCGGGUGCAGGAGAAAGGCCAUCUUCUCUCCAACGCCGCUUUUGAAGAUCUCAUCGGCGACGGCGCAGGACCUGCGCUCAAGCUCGGCGUCUGGCACGAGACCACCAAGAGCGCCACAUUGGGACUGUGGAACCUGCGAGGUGCGGGCGCAUCGACGUUCGACGCGCUCAACGUUGGGCAACUCUUGCAGAUGCCUGAACAGCGAGUGGCGGUGCGAAGCUUUCGAUCAGGCAAAAUCUGGUUACUGUCCGGACAAUUCUCAGAAGAGAACAGCGGUCUGCUUGGCACGACACUCGAGGCAGGAUCGUGGGAGGUGCUGACGGUGGCGCCCGUGCAGAUGGUUCCGUCGACAGGCGUCGGCGUGGCGAUGCUCGGCUCCAAGAUGCACUUCAUGACUCCAGAAGGUAUCAGUCUGGUUACCAUUUCGGCGAGCAGCUCGAUGGAUGACGGGCUGAAGAAGCGCCGCUCGUCGGUCUCUCGUCGACCUUCUCACCAGCGUCGUCAUUCCACACGCUCUGUCAGCACGUGUGACGACAGCGCCAGCGAGACAUCGCUCAUUGCGCAGUCCGCGACUGACAGGCUUGUGCCGGAGGUCCCGUCAGACUCGCGAGCGGUGCUCUUGUCACUCGCGGUGAUCAACGGAUUCUUUGCCCUGAUGCAAGGCGCUGUCACUGGCGCCACAGGAAGCCCUCGCGCUGUUGCAGGCCGACCGAGACCGAAGAUCAAGCGAGGCCGAGUCGACGUGGUGGACACAAUGCUCGGGCUGAUCGAUCAGCUGCAGACGCUUGUGGUGUUUGGCGUGCUAAUCCUCGCGUCUUGGACGUUCAUCCUCCCGACGGAGCGGAAGGGCGGUGCUGCUAAGUCGUGGUUGCCGUGGAGGAACAGCCAAGGCAGCGACCAGCGCGUGGACGACAACGAACUUAAGCGCGUACGUCUGAGUCCGCACGAUGCGGUGACGACGCUGAAACGCUGUCUCACCUCCCGCACCAUGGCUCCGCUUCGCGAGAUGCCCGUCGCAAUCACCGAACCCAAACUCACGCCCGCGAGUCCACGACCGCCAUCGUCACGCAGGACUUCGAGACAGUCGAGCUCGGACGUGGUCUUCUCGUGCUUGGUUGACGCGGCGACCACAAUCGGCUUCCUCGUGCUAUGCGAGGGCAAAGACAAGAUCAAAGAGUGCACGAUCGAUCGCAUCAGGUACGACUGCACCGCGACGCCAUGGAUCUCGAUCAGCCCGGUCGACCUUGAGGAAGGAUCCGAAUCGUGGAGUGACAAACACAGCGCCUGGAGGGUCGAUGUUGACAUGGAGGCAUGGACGGAGCAUCAGGACGUGACGUACGUUCAGACUAUCGCUGCACCGGUCCGUGUUGCGCUCCGCAUUGCAGCCACCGUGUAG